CGUGCCGGAGCCCUAGGUACGUAUCACCCAUCGAGUCCGCCUCCUGGGCUGCUGCCCCGUCGUCCCCUGAUGAACAGCCCUGAAAGGCUGGCUGCCCAGAUUGGAUGCCAGUGGAGGGCUGUGUGCAGCUGCUUGGGCGGAUAUGAAAGUUAGCUGCGUCCACAGGGGAUCGCUACCCAGGGGCCACUCCUAACAUUGAACCUGAACGCCAUGCAGCCGCCUCUCAACGAAUUAGUGGCGAAGGAAUCUGCGAAUCUGGCCGCCGACCCCGUCUGACGGGCCAAUCACCCCCCCACUCGUCGACCAAGCGGCAAAGGGCGAAAAAGGGUCAGUCCGACGAGUGACCCUUUUGCGCGCGCGCGCACCGCACCGCCGCCGCCGCUGGUUAAUUUUUGGGAGUCCCUUGCGAGACACCACCAUCCCCGUCCAUCCAUCCACCGUCUGUCCAUCCAUGCGUUGAAGGUUUAGCCAAGGCGACUGACUGCUGCCGCACCGUUUCACCCCGUCUGUCCACGUCGCUCAUUCACGCACCACCUCGCCAGCAGAAGCCGCCGCCGUCGCUUCUCCUGCAGCCCACGUUCAUUGCCUAGGUUGAUAUCCUGCCCCUCCACCCGACCACCCGUCUGUCACCAACCGUCUUCUCCCCGUCCUCUGCCCCCCCGUUCCUGCUGCCGGCCAUGUCUUCCAACACCGAGACGCUGCCGCUGUUCGAACACGACGACCCGAGCACCAUGGCGCCCAACACGAAAAAAGCCACGGCAGAAUGCAUCUCGGACGAAGCGCUCAUCCACCUCAAAUCGUACAAGUACUCGAGCGUCGACAAGUCCCCCGUCUCGAAAUACAUUCUCGGCCCUUGGUGGAAUUUCUUCGUCGAGCUCCUGCCACUAUGGCUAGCCCCCAACAUGGUCACCCUGCUGGGAUUCUUCUUCAUUCUCGGCAACAUUGGCCUGCUGGUCAUCUUCAUGCCCGACCUGGUCGGCCCGGGACCGACGUGGCUGUACUUUAGCUUCGCGUUUGGCCUCUUCAUGUACCAGACCAUGGACAACGUCGACGGCAAACAGGCCAGGCGGACGGGCACGUCGAGCGGGCUGGGGGAGCUGUUCGACCACGGCAUCGACUCGCUCAACUGCACCCUCGCCAGUCUGCUCGAGACGGCGGCCAUGGGCCUCGGCACCUCGCCCGCCGGCAUCUUCACGGCCCUGGUCCCUUGCCUGCCCAUGUUCUUCUCGACGUGGGAGACGUACCACACGCACACGCUGUACCUGGGCGUCUUCAACGGGCCGACCGAGGGCCUGCUCAUCGCCUGCGGCAUCAUGAUCCUGUCAGGCAUCUUCGGGCCCGGCAUCUACACGCAGCCGCUGGCCAAUCUGUUUGGCGAGUCGCUGCCUGGGCUACGCGAGUGGCUGGGCAAGACGACGUUCCGGGACAUUUGGGUCGGCAUCAUCGUCUUCUCGCUCGUCGUGGGGCACAUCCCCUUUUGCGUUCUCAACGUGGUCCAGGCGCGGCGCAAGAGGAACCAGCCGGUGCUGCCCGUGUUUCUCGAGUGGACCCCCAUGGCCGUCUUCACCAUCUGCAUCGGUGCCUGGGUCUUCUCGCCGUACAGCACGCUGAUGCGCGAGAACCACCUGGUGCUCUUCUGCCUCACCAUGUCUUUUGUCUUUGGCCGCUUCACCACCAAGAUGAUCCUCGCGCACCUGACGCGCCAACCCUUUCCGUACUGGACCGUCAUGCUGUGGCCGUUGGUCGGCGGCGCCAUUGUCGGCAAUCUGCCUCUGUUCGGCCUGCCGGAGGUCAGCCCCCUGGCCGAGCUGUACUACCUCUGGGCGUACUUUGCUUUUGCGUGCGUCGUCUACUUCCGCUGGGCGUACCUGGUGAUCACGAGCAUCUGCAACUUCCUCGGCAUCAACGCCCUCACAAUCCCCAAGGAGAAGCAAAUCGCCAACAAGCAGGCCCGCGAUGCGACCAAGCUGCACUGAGCGCGCGUCGACCCCUGCAUCGAGGAUCUCGGCAGCUUUGCACCCUUUCUGCGCCGAGUCCAGCGCGUCCGAAUAUAGUAUUAAUUGAAGGGGGGCUGGAGUCAUAGCCCGCCAAAACCCAGCGAGCGAAGAGCAUGAUGAGACGUUUUGUUUCAACACACUGGCCGAAUGAAUUGGCCCAGCGUUGCCGCAGCGCCUUGACCCGAAAGCCGCACAGCGGGAUUGACACCCGCGCUAUGAACGCGCCCCCCUUAUCCACUUUGUUUGAUCUUCUUCUAUUCUCAUGUGUUAUAAAACGGAGACCGGACAGAGUGUGCGGCGGCAUGAAACAUCGGAGAUGUGGCGUUUGGGUCGUCUGCUUAUUCGUGUGCAGCUGCGUCGUCGGCGCCCGUCAGUUGAGCCCCAGCGCGCAUGAAGCAGGCAUUGGUUGAAUACAAGGGACGGAAAGUCCUGAUGCAUAUGACACUUGUAUGAAGGUUUUGGC
Purpureocillium takamizusanense is the source of this 2460-nucleotide messenger RNA. RefSeq names its product Ethanolaminephosphotransferase. Gene Ontology annotation, biological process: phospholipid biosynthetic process. Bases 678 to 1976 code for a protein of 432 amino acids. Gene Ontology annotation, cellular component: membrane. Gene Ontology annotation, molecular function: phosphotransferase activity, for other substituted phosphate groups. The record is from RefSeq and is a predicted model, not a curated record. The transcript is spliced from 4 exons. Lineage: Eukaryota; Fungi; Ascomycota; Sordariomycetes; Hypocreales; Ophiocordycipitaceae.